Molecule: messenger RNA, 1212 nt
Organism: Telopea speciosissima
Lineage: Eukaryota; Viridiplantae; Streptophyta; Magnoliopsida; Proteales; Proteaceae
Product: E3 ubiquitin-protein ligase ATL6-like
Exons: 1
Coding region: 1-1212 (403 amino acids)
Source: RefSeq, a predicted model, not a curated record
AUGACGAACGAAUUGAAGCAGAAUCAGAAGCAGAGUCACCGUUCGAUCCAUGAUGGACUCACCUUCAUUUACUUGUUCCUCCUGUUCGGAUCUCUACCGUACGCCGCUGCAGACGCCGGUAGUGAACCCCCACCUAACGAUAGUUUCUAUGGUUUCGGUACCACUUUCAACCCUUCGAUGGGUAUCAUACUCGUUGUCUUGAUAAGUGCCUUCUUCUUCAUGGGUUUCUUCUCCAUCUACAUCCGCCAGUGCUCCGAAUCUCGCAACGCUGAAAACAUUGACACUAACGGCGCGGAAGUUGGAAUGUCACGCAGGGCAAAUCGAGGUCUCGAUCCGGCCGUGAUGGAGACUUUCCCAACCUUCGCUUACUCAUAUGUGAAGGGUCACAAAUUGGGUAAAGGAGCUCUGGAGUGCGCCGUAUGCUUGACCGAGUUCGAAGACGAUGAUAAGAUCCGAUUGCUGCCCAAGUGUGACCAUGCGUUCCAUCCCGAAUGCAUUGAUGCUUGGUUAUCUAAUCGCACAACCUGCCCAGUCUGCCGAGCUAACCUCGUUCCUGUACCGGGCGAAACAUCUGCAACUAUAGUACCGAUACAGGACAUAGAAGGCGGGGAUUUGGAUGGGGAAUUCCCGACGUCGGAACCUGGGUACCCAGAGAACGAGCAAGUUUCCAUUAAUGUAAUAAACGACGAACCACAAGUGAUAGCAGCGGCAGUGGCACCGGAGGUAAUUAAUCCGAUCCCAAUGCAGAACCGGCCAGGGAGAUCAACAAAGCCGAGAUUCGCGGGGAGAUUUCCGCGGUCGCAUUCGACAGGUCACUCGCUGGUCCAACCGGGAGAAGACGUCGAGCGGUUCACCCUCCGGCUACCUGAGGAUGUAAGGAAACAAAUCAUAAACAUGAGUCAUCUGAACCGGACCAGGAGCAUGGUAGCGUUCCCAAGGCUAGGAAGUUCGAGGAAAGGUUACCGGGCGACUGGUGAAGGAAGUAGCAGAGGAGGGAAAUCGAUGAGGGUGGAGACAGGGGAGAAACCGGAAGGCUGGGUCUUCUCGAUGACACCGCCUUUCUUCAUGAGAGCCUCUUCUUCUCGGUCACCGAAGAUGGCAACAGAAGGGGAUACUCCGGUGACUCCUCGUCGGAAACCCUGUAGGUCACCGUUACGAGUGAGCACGAAAGCUGACGGAACUGAGCCGUCCUUGACCCGUUCUCCGGUUUGA